UAGCACUGUUGUUUUGGUUUGAGGUUAGGAGCUCGAGUGCGCAGAUUUUCCGCGUCUUUCCAUUUUUCACUAAAUAAUUCGCUAAAAUUCGCAGUAAAUCAUGUCGAAAGCACAUCCUCCAGAGUUGAAAAAGUAUAUGGACAAGCGGCUUUCGCUAAAGCUGAACGGCGGGCGGGUGGUUUCCGGGAUUCUCCGCGGAUUUGACCCCUUCAUGAAUGUGGUACUCGAUGAAUCAAUCGAGGAAUGCAAGGACGGCACCCGCAACAAUAUCGGCAUGGUGGUUAUUCGCGGGAACAGCAUCAUCCUGGUGGAGGCGCUGGAUCGAAUAUAACAAGAGCGAACCUGUAAUUCCAUAAUAAAUAUAACUGCCAGCGUGUAUUUUCCAUACUCAUAGAA
Anopheles darlingi is the source of this 396-nucleotide messenger RNA. RefSeq names its product probable small nuclear ribonucleoprotein G (gene SNRPG). Gene Ontology annotation, biological process: mRNA splicing, via spliceosome; spliceosomal snRNP assembly. The transcript has 3 exons. The record is from RefSeq and is a predicted model, not a curated record. Bases 101 to 331 code for a protein of 76 amino acids. Gene Ontology annotation, molecular function: RNA binding. Gene Ontology annotation, cellular component: spliceosomal tri-snRNP complex; P granule; catalytic step 2 spliceosome. Lineage: Eukaryota; Metazoa; Arthropoda; Insecta; Diptera; Culicidae.